Penaeus vannamei (Pacific white shrimp) is the source of this 3010-nucleotide messenger RNA. NCBI's taxonomy places the organism in Eukaryota, Metazoa, Arthropoda, Malacostraca, Decapoda, Penaeidae. The record is from RefSeq and is a predicted model, not a curated record.
GCUGCAGUCUACAGCAGCCCAGCCAGCAGCCUCAAAGGCCCCUGCAAAGGAGCGCAACAUGGCCAAAAAGAUAGAGGUGAACAAGUCCUUCGUGAUGAACAUGUUCCGUGGGGCAGCCGUCACCGAGCAGGCCAUCCCUUACCCUUACACCCUGUCAGAGGAGCAGAGGGAGACACUGGAGAUGCUGGUUGACCCCACUGAGAAGUUCUUUGAGGAGGUCAACGAUCCUGCAAAGAAUGAUGCUUUGGAGAAGGUCGAAGAUCACACUCUGGAAGGACUGAAGGAGCUCGGAGCCUUUGGUCUUCAGGUACCGGCAGAAUUGGGCGGAGUGGGGCUGACCAACACACAGUAUGCACGUCUGGUGGAGAUUGUGGGAUCACACGACCUUGGAGUUGGCAUCACUCUGGGCGCUCACCAGUCUAUUGGUUUCAAGGGCAUCCUUAUUGCUGGCAACCCAGAGCAGAAAGCCAAAUAUCUGCCCAAAUGCGCAUCAGGAGAGACCAUGGCCGCCUUUGCCCUGACUGAGCCUUCCAGUGGAUCAGAUGCAGGAUCCAUCAGGUCUCGCGCUGUGCCAUCUGAGGACGGUUCUCACUAUAUCCUCAAUGGAUCCAAGAUUUGGAUCAGCAAUGGAGGUUUGGCUGAGGUCUUCACUGUCUUUGCUCAGACACCUGUGACUGAUCCUAAGAGUGGUGUCACCAAGGACAAGGUAACCGCCUUCAUCGUGGAGCGAGCAUUUGGUGGAGUGUCGCAUGGCCUCCCUGAGAAGAAAAUGGGCAUCAAAGCCUCAAACACAGCCGAGGUCUACUUUGAGGACACCAAGAUCCCCGCAGAGAAUGUGCUUGGGGGUGUUGGCAAUGGAUUUAAGGUUGCCAUGGAAAUCUUGAACAAUGGUCGCUUCGGUAUGGCUGGUGCUCUCUCUGGGACUAUGAGAUAUUCCAUCAAGAAGGCUCUUGACUUCGCCACAACUCGUAUCCAGUUCGGCCAGAGGAUCGACAGCUUUGGCACCAUUCAGGAGAAACUGGCCCGCAUGGCGAUGCUGCACUAUGUGACUGAGUCCAUGGCCUACAUGAUCUCCAGCAACAUGGACUCUGGCUCAAAGGACUAUCACCUUGAAGCAGCUAUCAGCAAGGUGUUUGCUUCAGAGGCAGCAUGGACAGUGACAGAUGAGGCUAUCCAGGUGAUGGGCGGCAUGGGAUUCAUGAAGGAGUCUGGCCUUGAGAGAGUCAUGAGGGACCUCCGCAUCUUCAGAAUCUUUGAGGGAACCAAUGACAUCCUGCGACUCUUUGUGGCAUUAACAGGUCUCCAGUAUGCAGGAGGCCACCUGAAGGAGCUGCAGAAGGCCCUGAAAAACCCCUCAGCCAACAUGGGCCUCAUUCUGGGUGAGGGCACCAAGAGAGCAAAGCGUGCAAUCGGUUUCGGCAAUGGAGGCCCAAUUGAAGGUGUCCAUCCCAACCUCUCUGAUUCUGCAGCACUUCUCAAUAGAGCUGUGGAGGCCUUUGGCUACACCUGUGAGGGUAUGCUUAUGAAGCACGGAAAGGACAUUGUCCACCGCCAGUUCCUGCUGAACCGACUGGCCAACUCAGCCAUUGAUUUGUAUGCUUCCAUUGUGGUCCUCUCAAGGGCAUCACGAUCCCUCACAGAGAACUUCCCGUCUGCUGCACAUGAGGAAAAGAUUGCACGUGUUUGGGUGAACGAGGCAUCUGACAGGAUCCAGCUCAACCUCACAGCUGUCAAGUCUAACAUCUCCCAGAAGAACUUUGCUGACCUUGAAGCUAUUGCAAAGGAGCUGUGUGAGCAUGGUGGCAUUGUUGCUGAGAGGCCCCUGGGCUUGUAAGGGAAGCAGGAGGUUAUUGAUGCUCAACUAACGGUUGCCUUCGCAUGUUGAAAUACAAUUCUCAAAUGAAAAGAAUGGAAGUAGAUGAAGAAUGUGUAGUAUCAUUUGUUUUAUCCAUUUUUUUAAAUGGAGAAAAUGGGUAAUUAAAAACAAGGCCAGAUAAAUGCCGAGAUACAAUAGUCGGAGAGAGAUAUGUAUGGAAGUUCGUUAGUCCAGAGAACAUGCUUAAAUCCGGUGCAGUUACUGUGAUUAACUCACAGCAGGCUAUUUAAGCAAUUAUAUUUUUUUGAAAUAUCAUUAUCAUUAUCUUCAUCUUUUUAUUUUAUUUUAUUUCAUUUCACUUUUUAAUUUUAUUAAUUUUAUUUUGCAAUAUCACAUUAGAAACACAGCUGCAAGUAUAUUUUGUAGCUUUUGGCCAGAAAUCUGACCGGUGGUUUUACCAGUGUUUUUUAUAAAUUGUGAAACAGAUUUUUGAUGUACAAAAUAACUAUUGGUUGUAAAGAAGGAAUUGAAGCCAGAUACAUGGGUGAAUGAAGCGAUAUACAAGGAAUGUUAUUAUAGUCUAUUCCAUUACUAAUUGCCUUCCAGAGAUUAAUUUCAGGUUAUCAGAAAUUCAUUUCUAUAGUGUUUGGGAGAAUAUUUGUACAAAUUAACGUAAAAUUUUAAACUUUAUAAUAUAAAAGACUAAAAGUAAAUUGUGGCACAGAAAAAAGAAGUUUGUCCUAGUAUUUAUUUCUCAAGAAUAUAUGCAUUCUGAUCAUUGAUAUUACUUCAUUUCAUCCUUAAAAUUAAGACUUGUAGUUGAGUUUUCUUUUGUAAUCAUUUGAAAAAUGAAAAAGGCAAAAACACCAAGCUAUCAAAUUAUUGUAGUGACGGUGUUGAAACCAGGUUAUUUUUAAGACUAACUUUGUUAAAAAUUAUAUUAUCAAUAUUUUGAGACGCACUUUCAGGCGCAUUUGCCGGCUCUUUUCCCGGCUUUCAGGGAUUACUUUUCCCAUUUACGUUUAUUGCCAAUACAAUGCAAUUUAGACUAAGGUAACAGAUUUAGCUAAUAUAUGAGUAAUGUACAUAUAAAAAGGCCUAUUAAUAAUUUUGAUUUACAAAGGUUUCUCGUCCAGAUCCCUCCCUACUGAACAUAAUGUAUUUUUUUGACUAAUAAAAUUACCCCCAGUCUUU